Aspergillus sclerotioniger CBS 115572 is the source of this 300-nucleotide messenger RNA. RefSeq lists its product as uncharacterized. Lineage: Eukaryota; Fungi; Ascomycota; Eurotiomycetes; Eurotiales; Aspergillaceae. The record is from RefSeq and is a predicted model, not a curated record. The coding region runs from base 1 to 300 and encodes 99 amino acids. The transcript has 2 exons.
AUGCCUUCUCCCCAGAAUGUGAAACGGCUUGUCCUUACAGGCGCCGUCACGGUAAUUACCAUCGCCGGAUCGCUUUAUGGUGCUGGAAUCAAAACCGGGCAACAAGUUACUCAGCAAGCCCAAAAAUCCAGAGAUGUCACAAUCGACGAGCGAAUCAACAGUCUUCGGGGCAUGCGACAGAAUUUGAUGUCGAAGAAAGAGCUCGUGGAGAGGCAACUCAACGACCUGGAGACCAGAAUUGAGGAAAGGAAGCUCAAGAAUCUCGACGGGCCCAAGCAAGAGCCACCGCAUCAUAGGUAA